UUUAAAACAAUGCUUUGCCUUUUGUUCUUUAUUCUCGAAGGAUUAUCAAUUUGAUAAGGAAGAAUUAAUCUUGAUGUGGAUGGCAGAAGGUUUCUUGCAACCGUCAAAGCGAAAUAUGACUUUAGAAGAAGUUGGUCAAGAGUACUUUGAUGAUUUAACUUCAAGAUCAUUCUUUCAACCCUUAUCACCUGAAACUGAUGUGUACUUUGGGAUGCAUGAUCUCAUUCAUGAGUUAGCAACUCAUGUUGCUGGAGACUUUUACCUUAGAUUAGGGGAGAAUGGAAACAAAAUUGGUAAUAAGACACGCCAUUUAUCUUGCAACUUUCAAUAUUAUCCAUGCUUAAGUCGUGAGGUUUUUCAAAAAUCAAAAGGCAUACGAACAUUUAUAGGAUUGGAUUUUUUCAAUGUCCCUAGGUCUAUUGGAAAUGCUUCUCAUAUUGUAUCAUCAAAUUUGAAGCACUUGCGGAUGCUGUCACUUGAGGGUUUGCGGUCCUUAAAGAUAGUUCCUGACUUAAUCGGGGAAUUUAUCCAUUUGCGCUAUUUGAAUCUAUCAUUUACAAGUAUUAGAAGUUUGCCUAAUUCAAUCUGCAAGUUGUUUAAUUUACAGACGUUGAAGUUGCGUGGAUGUUCAUAUCUUGAGAUGCUACCAAGUGACAUGAAAGAUCUUGUAAAUCUUCGGUAUUUGGAUCUAUCUUUCUCAAAGAAGAUUGUAAGUUUGCCCGACUCAUUGUGCGAAUUAUACAAUCUACAAACAUUGCAGUUGCCAUGUUGUGAUUCUUUGAAGAUGCUGCCAAGAGAUAUGCAAGAUCUUAUAAACUUGCGACAUCUUGAUGUAAGAGGCACUAACUUGAAAGAAAUGCCGAGGGGAUUGGGUAGCUUAAAAGAUUUGAAAAUUUUAAGUAAAUAUGUUGUGGCCGAAGACCAAGGGACCGGAAUUGGAGAAUUGGGAGGAAUGUCAAAUUUGAAGGGUUUGAUUGAAAUUAGUAAAUUGGAGAUUGUCAAGAAUGGAAAAGAAGCCUACGAGGCGAGGAUGAUGGAGAAGAAGCACAUUAAAGGGUUAACAUUAUCAUGGUCUAGAGAUGGUGACGUGGAAGACACACGAACUGAGAGAGAUAUUUUGGGAAAUCUUCAACCUCAUUGGGAUUUAGAAGAUUUGGAAAUUAGAAAUUAUAGGGGCACGAUAUUUCCGGAUUGGUUAGGAAGCCAUUGCUACUUGAACAUGACUAUGUUGCAAUUGGUAGGGUGCAAAAACUGUUGCAUGCUUCCAACCCUUGGACGGCUCCCCGCUCUAAAGGAAUUAAGAAUUAAUGGAUUAAAUGGGGUAAAAAUAAUUGGUGAUGAGUUGUUGAAGGGAGAUGAUUGUGCUUCCAUAAUACCAUUUCCAUCCCUUGAAGUUCUCGAUUUUUCUUCGAUGACUUCAUGGGAACAAUGGCAUUCCAUUAACAUGGAAGCUUUCCCUAAGCUCCAAAUACUCAGAAUAUAUGAUUGCCUCAAGUUAAUUGGAAAUUUACCUCGCCAGUUGCUUUCUUUAGAAACUCUGGAGAUUGAUCGUUGUCCAUUUUUUUGUUCUAGUAUUCCGAGGUGUCCCAAACUUCAUAAACUAGCGAUAGAUGGAAGUGAAAAUGUGGGGUGGCAACAGCAAGAGUUACCUUCAUGCCUUUGGGAGCGAGAGAUUGUAGGAUGUCGGAUGUUGGAAUCAAUGGCAGAGCCACUCUCCAAACAUUCGCAUUUACAACAAUUAACUAUCUCUGGUUACUCUAAUAUAUCACCUCCAAUUAUUCAUUUGCCCCAGUCAUUACAAUAUUUACGGGUACGAUUGUGUGAAAAUGUUGAUUUUGUGAUGAGUUCAACUGCUCCUCUUCAAAAUCUCCAGUCUAUCAGUAUUGCAUUGUGUAAUUUUGUGAAAUUUAUGUGGGAUGACAUGGAAGGCCUUCUCCCGAAUUUAAGAAAGCUAAGCAUUGAGCAUUGUGAUGAGAUGGAAGCAUUUCCAGAAGGGAUCCUUGUGGCAAGUUUGAGGGAACUUAUUAUUGUAGGGAAUAGUAAGCUAUUAUCCCAUCAAGCAGAGUGGCACCUCCCAAGUAAUAUCACUUACCUUCGUAUGUAUCGCUAUAGUAAAGUGAAGUGUUUCCCAGAGGGGUGUUUUCUUCCUGCCACUCUAACCACCCUAGAACUCAAUGGCUUUGAUUGCUUGGAGACAUUGCAUUGCACAGGACUUCAACACCUAACCUCUCUCCAACGUCUAAAGAUCAUCUAUUGUCCCAAGCUAGAGAAAAUGUCAGGAGAAAAGCUGCCUGCUUCUUUAAGAAAGCUUCACAUUUGGGGAUGUCCGUUGCUUGAAGAAAAAUACCUCAGCAAGGAUGAACAAUUUUUCCGCCAGAUAUCUCACAUCCCAAACAUCAAUCUAUUCACGAUUACAGAAGCAAUCCACUUGGUCUCAAAAUUAUGCAGAAGUGCAGAUUCCUCUAAGCUUAUACCAAUCAUGUAAUGAGGAAUUAUUGGCAAAAAAUAAUCAUGAAGAUAGAGUCCAACAUGGUUAGUUCUAAUUGGUAAAAGCAAACCCAAUGCUUCUUCUUUGCAAGGGGUAAUGCUGCAAUUAAGAUCCCCUUCAUAUAUUCCUAUUCUAAAGAGCACCAGCAAGAAUGACAGCAAGGGAUUUGCAGACCUGAAGUCUUGAACCUGUGCUGAUGAAAUCCAUCCUCUUUCUUGGACAGAAUAUUCUCUGAUUUUCUGGAAUUUUUUUUUUGGUGGCUCGGGUGCAUUAUUAUGUUGUUUUCAAAGAAACUUUUGGUGAAAGUGUGUGUGAUGAAUCUGUAUUCUGCAUAUAGUGGCUUUUUUUUUCUGCUUGCUUAAAUGUUGCGACGAAGAUGUGUAUAAUUUAAUGUGAAUACUUAUCACUUGUAAAAUUCUCAGGCCUCAUGCUU
This is a messenger RNA of Neltuma alba, 2921 nucleotides long. Its product is annotated as putative disease resistance protein RGA4. Bases 74 to 2485 code for a protein of 803 amino acids. NCBI's taxonomy places the organism in Eukaryota, Viridiplantae, Streptophyta, Magnoliopsida, Fabales, Fabaceae. The transcript has 4 exons. Gene Ontology annotation, molecular function: protein binding. The record is from RefSeq and is a predicted model, not a curated record.